This is a messenger RNA of Pimephales promelas (fathead minnow), 1594 nucleotides long. It is a transcript of the gene ppp6c, whose product is annotated as protein phosphatase 6, catalytic subunit. The record is from RefSeq and is a predicted model, not a curated record. Lineage: Eukaryota; Metazoa; Chordata; Actinopteri; Cypriniformes; Leuciscidae. Gene Ontology annotation, molecular function: protein serine/threonine phosphatase activity.
GCUUCCUCUUCGCUUCUUCCAUCGCAUCGACUGUUGUUCUUAAAAUGGCGCCGCUGGACCUGGAUAAGUAUGUUGAAAUUGCGAGGCAGUGCAAAUAUCUUCCAGAGAACGACUUAAAGAGAUUGUGUGACUAUGUAUGUGACCUGCUACUUGAAGAAUCAAAUGUACAGCCAGUAUCCACUCCAGUCACUGUAUGCGGGGACAUUCAUGGACAGUUUUAUGACCUAUGUGAACUCUUCAGAACUGGGGGCCAAGUACCAGACACAAACUACAUUUUCAUGGGAGACUUUGUUGACCGAGGAUAUUACAGCUUAGAAACAUUCACAUAUUUGCUAGCACUUAAAGCAAAGUGGCCUGACCGCAUCACACUGUUGCGUGGCAAUCACGAGAGCAGGCAGAUCACACAAGUGUAUGGCUUUUAUGAUGAGUGCCAAACUAAAUAUGGAAAUGCCAAUGCCUGGCGAUACUGCACUAAAGUUUUUGACAUGCUGACUGUUGCUGCCUUGAUAGAUGAGCAAAUCCUUUGUGUACAUGGUGGCCUUUCACCUGACAUCAAAACUUUGGACCAGAUACGCACCAUUGAACGCAAUCAGGAAAUCCCUCACAAGGGAGCAUUUUGUGAUCUUGUCUGGUCCGAUCCAGAGGACGUAGACACCUGGGCUAUCAGCCCAAGGGGUGCUGGCUGGCUGUUUGGUGCCAAGGUUACCAAUGAGUUUGUUCACAUCAACAACUUGAAGCUGAUUUGCCGUGCUCAUCAGUUGGUUCACGAGGGCUACAAAUUCAUGUUUGACGAGAAGCUGGUAACCGUCUGGUCGGCCCCAAACUACUGCUACCGCUGUGGUAACAUAGCCUCCAUCAUGGUCUUCAAAGACGUGAACACACGGGAGCCCAAGUUGUUCCGGGCCGUUCCUGACUCGGAAAGGGUCAUACCACCGCGAACGACAACACCCUACUUCCUUUGAGGUUUUCACUGUCGCCUUGGUCCAGACCUCUCCUUUUCAAUGCUCUGUCAAACACUCUUUUAUUGUCUUUAAUUUCUGUUGCAUUUUUUUUAAGCAAAUAUUUUUGUAAAGAGUAAAGUGCUCUCCAAAAUAACCACAGCAAACUAUGGUCAGGAUUAUGAACCCUGUUGAAGUUUGGUCAUUAUUUGGUCAGUAUAUUCUUCUUAAUGUGAGAGUGUGAUCGUAAUUAAGUGGACAUCCUCAUUCUGUUCUCAAAGCCACUCUUCUUACAGGGCUUUAAAUAUAGACCUAACAGCCAUUGACCAUUUAAUGACAAAAGUUUAUGGUGUAACAACUCGCCUGGUCUGAACAAAGUGUUUUUUUUUUAUUUUAUUUUUUUUUAUUAGAGGACAGAUUGGAAAGUCACUGAAACAGCUGUAUUGAAGAAGUCUGCUCCUCUAAUUAAGUAUAGAAAAGGGUUGAGGUGAUGAUCAGACAACAGGACAAAGGAGGUUGUGAUUAUUUUGUACAUUAAUAUAAUUGUUUGAUUUAAUCAUCUUUUUCUCAGAUUUGUUGUAUUUUAUUAUUGUAGAAAACAGCAGCCCAUUUACCAAUUAAAUAUUGAAAAUAAACCCCUUUAUUGUUAAGUUACA